AUGCAAACCUCUUCAUCCAGCCAUUUCAUUGAUGGCUCUUCAUGUGCUGCCAAGAAGCAAUUGUAUGAUGUGAUUAUUAUUGGUGCCGGAAUGAGUGGAGUCAAUGUUGGAAAAUUACUCAAACAACGAGGCUUAACCAAUAACGUGUUGAUCUUGGAAGCGAAUGAUUAUAUCGGUGGUAGAUUGUGUUCCAAGACACUGUUGAAUGGAAAGGCUACGAUUGAUAUCGGAGGUCAAUGGAUUGGUCCACCACAACCAAAGGUACUCAAUCUUGUCAAAGAAUUGGGAUUAUCGACCUAUCCUCAAUAUUUUGAACAAGAAAAGAGAAAGAGUUCUCUCGUUUUUCCAAGCAUUGGUGGAAAGAAGCAUAUUUUGAAAUAUACUGGUUCUAUUCCAUCGGAUCCAAAGAACGUCACUGAUGAGGUAUUGAUGGAUUUUGAUCAUUGCAUUCAAAAUAUUGAGAGAAUGGCCCAUACUGUACCAGUGGAUGCUCCACACGAGUGUGAAAAGGCAGAAGAAUACGAUUCUCAAACCGUUCAAACAUUUAUGGAUAACAUGUUCAAGACGGAAAUUGCAAAAGAUUUCUUCAAAACUUUUGUGGUAACAGUUUUUGCAUGUCAACCUUAUGAAAUGUCGACACUUUUCAUGCUAUGGUACAUUGCUGUUGCUGGCGGUAAAUUUGAAAAUCUAAUGAAUGUGAGAGAUGCUGCUCAAGAUUGCAAGAUUUAUCGUGGAUCUCAAGGAAUUGUCACAGGUGUUGCUGAACAGUUUAAGCUUAAUGUUCUUCUCAAACACCCAGUGGUAAAGAUUAAAGAUGAAGGAUCAAGCAUGAGUGUCACUUGUAAAAAUGGUGCUGUCUUCCAGGCCAAAUAUGUUGUCACUACCAACUUGCCAUGGACUCAUCUUGGUAUUGAAUACGAUCCUCCUCUUCCAAGUGCAAGACAUAACUUUUGUCAAAGAACUCCAAUGGGAUAUGCUAUUAAAUGUUUCAUGCUAUUCAAAGAACCAUUUUGGAGAAAGAAGUAUGACAGCAAUGGAUUUAUUCUUUCCCUUCAACCUGAGGAUUACAUUACUCUGACAUAUGAUAUUGGAUACAAGGAUGACAUGAUUUGUGGAAUUUGCGGAUUUGUUUAUGCAGAGAAGGCAUGUGAAUAUAGUACCUUCUCAAGAGAGAAGAAAAUUGAUUUACUCCUCAAGCAAUACAGUGAAACUUUGGGAGGCACUAUUGAAGAGUGGAAGAGCCAAUUUGUUGAUUAUAUUGAUAAAGAUUGGGGUUUGGAUCCAUAUGCUAGAGGUAGUUAUGGAGCUGUCACUGUACCAGGAACCUUGACCAAGACUAAGCUUGCUUUCAGAGAGCCUUUGUAUAAUCGUAAAUUGUUUAUUGCAGGAACUGAAAGUGCAUCAAGAUGGAUUGGUUACAUGGAAGGAGCAAUUGAUGCUGCAGAGAGAGUGGUCACUGAAUUGGCCCCACUUUUUGAGCCAAGUCAAGGAAGAACCUCCAAACUCUAA
Messenger RNA from Naegleria lovaniensis, 1509 nucleotides. RefSeq lists its product as uncharacterized. Lineage: Eukaryota; Heterolobosea; Eutetramitea; Acrasida; Naegleriidae. Bases 1 to 1509 code for a protein of 502 amino acids. The record is from RefSeq and is a predicted model, not a curated record. Gene Ontology annotation, molecular function: oxidoreductase activity. The transcript has 4 exons.